AUGGCUCCCCACGCUCUUCUCAUUCCUCUUCCUGCACAAGGUCACGUUAAUCCCAUGAUGCAGCUCGCCUGGAAGCUCGUCUCUAAUGAAUUCUUCGUCACUUUCCUCAACUCCGAUAGCAAUCAUAACCGCAUCCUCACAGCCAACACUCCAAAUUCCUUCUUUGAUAACAUCCGAAUGAUAUCCGUUCCCGUUGAAAUCCCGCCUAUUGAUACUCUGAAAGGCAUUGAAAAUGGAAUUGAGGCGUUGGCAAAGGACAUGGGGCCUUCUGUAAUUGAUAGAGUCAUUCAGGAAAUAAACGCCAGGGAAGAAGAAAACAAGGUCACUUGUAUAAUUGCAGACGUCUGGAUGUGCUUUGGCUUGCAACCAGUAGCCACGCUCCAUAAACUUCCCCUCGCCGCUUUUCACACUUCUCCUGUUUCACUCUUCGCCAUGCGCUACUUUAGUGCCCAUCUUGUCUCGCUUGGCAUCCUUCAUUCUGAUGGAAUUGCAAAGGAAGAAAAAAGAAUGAAAUAUCUUCCCUGCAUGCCGGCGCUGCAUUCUGGAGAUCUUCCGUGGUUGUGGGCAGGCGAAUACAUGUUUCGGAAAGGGAUUCGCAUGGGAGAAGAAAUCAAGGACAUCAAAUGGGUCCUCUUCAAUUCUUUCUCAGAGAUUGAAGCUCCAGUAGUGGAAACUUUGGCAGGUCUGAGCGAAAAGCAAUUGGAAGAGCUUGCUCUGGGAGUGGAGGCCACACGGAGAUCAUUUUUGUGGGUUGUGCGCUCCGAUCUAAUGAAAGGAAGCAAAGCUAUUUUACCUGCUGGCUUCUUGGAGCGCGUGAGAGAUAGAGGUUGCUUAGUUUCGUGGGUGCCACAGUUAGAGGUGUUAUCUCAUCCUUCCAUAGCCUGUUUUGUGACUCACUGUGGAUGGAACUCUGUACAGGAAAGCAUCACCAUGGGCGUGCCCUUGCUUUGUUGGCCUCAUUUUUCAGACCAAUUUCUUAACCGCACGUAUGUUGUGGACGUGUGGAAAUUGGGCCUGUCAUUCAAUGCGAAUAGCCAAGGAAUUAUAGAGCAGGGGGAAUUUGUGAAAAGUGUGGAGAUUUUGCUGGAAUCGGAACAAGGCCUGGAGAUCAGAGAGGAAGCGAAAAAAUUGAAGAUAAUUGCUAGGGAUGCAGUCAAGGACGGGGGCUCCUCAUCGAAUAACUUUAAUCUAUUUGUCACUGCCAUGAAGCGACAACCGAAUGAAUGA
Molecule: messenger RNA, 1227 nt
Organism: Cryptomeria japonica (Japanese cedar)
Lineage: Eukaryota; Viridiplantae; Streptophyta; Pinopsida; Cupressales; Cupressaceae
Product: UDP-glycosyltransferase 83A1-like
Exons: 3
Coding region: 1-1227 (408 amino acids)
Molecular function (GO): UDP-glycosyltransferase activity
Source: RefSeq, a predicted model, not a curated record